Anopheles marshallii is the source of this 1320-nucleotide messenger RNA. RefSeq names its product odorant receptor 94b-like. The coding region runs from base 1 to 1320 and encodes 439 amino acids. Gene Ontology annotation, cellular component: plasma membrane. Gene Ontology annotation, biological process: detection of chemical stimulus involved in sensory perception of smell; sensory perception of smell. NCBI's taxonomy places the organism in Eukaryota, Metazoa, Arthropoda, Insecta, Diptera, Culicidae. Gene Ontology annotation, molecular function: odorant binding; olfactory receptor activity. The transcript is spliced from 4 exons. The record is from RefSeq and is a predicted model, not a curated record.
AUGUUUGUACAUGUCGUUAAGAUCGCACCGAUUGUAGCUGGCAAUAGCGCACGGGACACUUUUAUUCUCGAAUGCUCCGUUUUGUUGGUGGCAUGGUGGGUGAUGCGUCGCUUAAGGCUCCGGUUUGUGACGGUUGACUGUUACUGCUCCAUCAUGAAGAAGUUGGGCACUAGUGAAGGAAACUUGGAGUUCUUGUUUGCACUGAUCUCCUCGCACAUGAACGUGCUGAAGCUGAACAUCCUGAACCCCGACUGGCGCCUAUCCGUGCUGCCCGCCAUAGUAUUUGCAAUGAUCGGGUUUUUACCGUUUUUAACAGCAUAUUCGGUGUGCAAGUACUACCCAAUUUUGGAGAUCAUAGUCGAGUGCCUGACGCAGACCUGUACGGGCAUGCAGGUGUUAUUUCGUACGUACUUUUAUCUCUGCCAGCGUAACGUUUGCCGACAAAUCGUGCGGGAGAUGCGUGAGCAGCGGACCGCGUACGGUGCCAAUCAAAACGAUCGGAUGGAACAGCUGUUCGAGCGUGCCACCGCACGGAUGUUGUGUCUGUAUCGGUUAGUCUACGCAAUGUACUGUGGGUCGUUUUUCUUCCUACUGAGCCCGCUGAUUAUUCCCGAUCCGCGCAAGAGUAGCCUUCCGUUGGCUUUUCAGCUACCGUUUCUGCCGCCGGAUGAAAACUUGCUGUACUGGUGUCUGAACUAUUUGCAUCACAUCAGUCUCAACAUCAUUGGCAUUCAUCAUCUCGCGCCGAUGGACGGUGUCGUGCUACUGGCAUUGAUCAGCAUCAGCACGAGAAUCAAUGCUCUGCAACUGAUGCUGGAGGAACUGGAUGGGAAGAUUGCCGAAUCGGAAUGGCAACAGACGGAACAUCUUGAACCGUACCUGGACCGUAUCAUCGAGCUGCACAGUGACAUGAAGCGGUUUGCCGAGCUCGUAAAGACUACCUUCCAAUUGCAUUUCUUCUCGAUCAUCACCAUGAUCUGCUUGAUCCUCUGCAUGUGCCUGAACGUGAUCGUCAUCCAGCCGAAAAACUCGAUCUAUCCGCUGAUGGUGGCUUCGAUCGUGCAGUUGCUGGUUGUGUGUCUGUUCGGCAACAUACUGCUCAUUGCCAACGAUCGGCUACCGGCUAGCAUUUACGGGAUACAGUGGUACCGGCUCACCGUCGCACAGCAGAAGAAGAUUCUGUUCUUGAUGGCUAACGCGCAGACAGACAUAGAGAUGAGCGGCGUGUUUAUGCCGGUAAACAUGACAUCGUUCGUGGCGGUCCUGCGAGCAGCCUAUUCGUACUUUACCAUACUCAAUAGAAGUGCCUAUAUGUCGUAG